This is a messenger RNA of Ochotona curzoniae (black-lipped pika), 1950 nucleotides long. RefSeq names its product forkhead box N1 (gene FOXN1). The transcript is spliced from 8 exons. Gene Ontology annotation, biological process: regulation of transcription by RNA polymerase II. Lineage: Eukaryota; Metazoa; Chordata; Mammalia; Lagomorpha; Ochotonidae. Gene Ontology annotation, molecular function: DNA-binding transcription factor activity, RNA polymerase II-specific; transcription cis-regulatory region binding. Bases 1 to 1950 code for a protein of 649 amino acids. The record is from RefSeq and is a predicted model, not a curated record.
AUGGUGUCACUGCUCCCGCCACAGUCUGACGUCGCGCUGCCAGGCACCGCCAGGCUGGAGGGCGAUCCCCAAGGGGACCUCAUGCAGGCGCCGGGCCUCCCUGCCUCUCCUGCUCCACAGAGUAAGCACGCCAACUUCAGCUGCUCAUCAUUUGUACCUGACGGUCCUCCAGAGAAAGCCCCCUCCCUGCCCCCACACAGCCCCAGCAUUGCAUCGCCAGGCCCUGAGCAAGCCCAAAGCCACUGCCAAGCAGGUCCAGGCCCAGGACCCUUCCGGCUCUCACCCUCGGACAAGUAUCCUGGCUUCGGCUUUGAGGAGGGCACAGCCAGCAGUCCAGGCCGCUUUCUCAAGGGCAACCACACGCCUUUCCACCCAUACAAGCGGCAUAUCCACGAGGAUGUCUUCCCAGAAGCGCAGACUGCGCUGGCCCUUGACGGACACCCUUUCAAGGCCCCAGGCUCGCUGGAGGCCUUCGAGGAGAUCCCAGUGGACAUGGGGGAGGCUGAGGCCUUCCUGCCUGGCUUCCCAGCCGAGGCCUGGUGUGGUGGGCUUCCCUACACAAGCCAAGAGCACAACGCCCAAGUCCUGGGCUCAGAGGUGAAGGUCAAGCCCCCAGCUCUGGAGAACGGCCCUGGGAUGUACUGCUACCAGCAUCCCUUGCAGCACGUGUACUGCCCUUCCCAGCCCCCCUUCCACCAGUAUGUGCCAGGUGGUGGCAGUUACCCAGUGCCCUACCUGGGUUCAGCUCACUACCCUUACCAGCGGAUCGCACCGCAGGCCGGCACUGAUGCGCACCAGCCGCUCUUCCCUAAACCCAUCUACUCCUACAGCAUCCUCAUCUUCAUGGCCCUUAAGAACAGUAAAACCGGCAGCCUUCCUGUCAGUGAGAUCUACAACUUCAUGACGGAGCACUUUCCUUACUUCAAGACAGCACCUGAUGGCUGGAAGAACUCCGUCCGUCACAACCUCUCCCUCAACAAGUGCUUCGAGAAGGUGGAGAACAAAUCGGGCAGUUCGUCUCGCAAGGGCUGCCUGUGGGCCCUCAAUCCAGCCAAGAUCGACAAGAUGCAGGAGGAACUGCAGAAGUGGAAACGGAAAGACCCCAUCGCUGUGCGCAAAAGCAUGGCCAAGCCAGAAGAACUGGACAGCCUCAUUGGAGAUAAGAGGGAGAAACUGGGCUGCCCGCUGCUGGGCUGUCCGCCCCCUGGGCUGGCAGGCUCCAGCUCCAUUCGGCCACUGGUUCCUCCAGCUGGGCUCUCCCAGCCACUACACUCACUGCACCCAGCUCCAGGCCCAAUUCCUGGCAAGAAUCCCCUGCAGGACCUGCUGGGAGGAGGACAAGUGCCCUCCUGCUAUGGGCAGACGUAUCCACACCUGUCGCCGGGCCUGGCCCCACCUGGACCCCCACAGCCAUUGUUCCCGCAGCCAGAUGGGCACUUGGAGCUCCGGGCCCAGCCAGGCGCCCCUCAGGACUCGCCUCUGCCUGCCCACACCCCGCCCAGCCAUAGCACCAAGCUGCUAGCCGAGCCCUCCCCAGCCAGGACCAUGCAUGACACCCUCCUGCCAGACGGAGACCUCAGCACCGACCUGGACGCCAUCAAUCCCUCUCUCACCGACUUUGACUUCCAGGGAAACUUGUGGGAACAGUUGAAGGAUGACAGCUUGGCCCUCGACCCCCUGGUGCUGGUGACCUCAUCCCCGACGUCGUCUUCGAUGCCACAGCCUCCUUCAGCCCCCCACUGCUUCCCCCCAGAGCCCUGUUUGUCAGAGACGGGCAAUGGGGCAGGUGACUUGGCACCACCAGGCAGUGAGGGCUCUGGGGCCCUGGGAGAUCUGCACCUCACCACUCUGUACUCAGCCUUCAUGGAGCUGGAGCCCACACCUCCCACGGCCCCCGCUGGCCCCUCCAUGUACCUCAGCCCCAGCUCCAAGCCCAUGGCUCUGGCCUGA